CCAAAAACGCAGCUUUUAAUUGCAAAAAGUAAAAAGGGCAUGAUGAGAGCAAAAUCUGAGAUCAUUUUGUAACUAUUUCCCUAUCUGAACGAACUUCACCGAUCAACGACCUUCCUUACCAACCACCGCUCGAGAUUCAAGCAGACAAAAAAAGAGAAAGGUUCGGUUUUUCUUUCUGGGUUAAUCAGUUUCGUCGCAUUGCAAUCAUCUAUGCCCUGUUUCGUCCUUCAAAGAUGGGUGAAUCUCCGGAUCUCGUAAGCGAUCUACCACAGAGCAUACUCGAGAACAUCCUCACUCGUCUUUCAAUCAGAGACGCGAUCAGAACGAGCGUCCUAUCCACCAAAUGGAGAUACAAAUGGUCAACACUCACCGACCUCAUGUUCGACGAGAAAUGCGUCCCCGCCGCCACCGACCGCCCCCUCGUCGAGACCAAUCUCGUCAGAUUCAUCACAGGAGUCCUCCUCCUCCACCAAGGCCCCAUCCACAAGUUCCAGCUCUCCACUUCCUUCUUGCAAUGCCGUCCCGACAUCGACCAGUGGCUCCUCUUCCUCUCCAGGAACGGGAUCAAGGAGCUCGUCCUCGAGUUAGGAGAAGGUGAGUUCAGGGUCCCUUCUUGUCUCUUCAAAUGUUUGAAACUCACCCGUUUGGAGCUCUGUCACUGCGAGUUCGACCCGCCAAAGUCUUUCACAGGGUUCUCGUAUCUCAAGUCUCUUAACCUCCACCAGAUCCUCGUGUCUCCAGAGGCCAUUGAGAGUCUGAUCUCUGGAUGUCCGCUUCUCGAGUUCUUGUCUCUGUCUUACUUCGACAGUUUGGUGCUGAGCAUAUCGGCUCCGAAUCUCAUGUACUUGUAUCUAGACGGCGAGUUCAAAGACAUUUUCUUGGAGAACACGCCUAAGCUCGUCGCGAUAUCGGUUUCCAUGUACAUGCAUGAGGAUGUUUCUGAUUUUGAGCAGAGUUCGGAUUAUAAUCUUGUUAAGUUCCUUGGUGGUGUGCCCCUUCUUGAGAAGCUCGUUGGUUAUAUCUACUUCACUAAGUACUUGAGCAUAGGAGAUGACCCGGGAAGGCUUCCGAUUACUUACAUUCAUCUCAAGACUAUAGAGCUUUACCAAGUAAGUUUUGAAGAUGCAAGUGAGGUACUAGUUCUUCUACGUUUGGUCACUCACUCACCUAACCUCAAAGAGCUCAAAGUUUCGGCUUCACCAAUCCAACUGUUUCCUCUAGAAGAAGAAAGUUUCGACCUUUUCGAAAGAGACUAUUUCGAGUACAAACUCCCGAGGCUAGAAACGGUGAGGAUGACAGACGUUUCUGGGAUCAGGAACGAGUUGGAGUUUAUCAGAUUCUUGCUUGGAACUUCACCGGUUCUGGAGACGGUUAUCGUAACGUCGAGUUUGUCAGAUAAAGAUGCGAGGAUGGAGAUGGUUGUGGAAUUGCUCAGGUUCCCGCGUGUCUCUCCACGAGCACAGUUACUCUUCCUUCAAGAUUAAAGUCGGUUUAACUACUCUCUCUCUCUGUGUAUGUGCAUUUGAGGGUUUUGAAAAUAAUAAUAUGAUGGGAGGUGAAGUUUUUGAUGUAGUAGUCUGACCAAAGAUGGAUGAUUAAAAAUAAAGAGAGUUAAUAAUGGUUGCAAGAGACUUUUGUUAUACAAUGUAAAGAUUACAUUAUCAAAUCAUAAAAAGCAAGAAAUUCAAAACUUCA
Messenger RNA from Raphanus sativus (radish), 1695 nucleotides. Its product is annotated as F-box/FBD/LRR-repeat protein At1g13570. The record is from RefSeq and is a predicted model, not a curated record. Bases 234 to 1484 code for a protein of 416 amino acids. Gene Ontology annotation, molecular function: protein binding. NCBI's taxonomy places the organism in Eukaryota, Viridiplantae, Streptophyta, Magnoliopsida, Brassicales, Brassicaceae. The transcript has 4 exons.